AUGAAGACGUGUACACCUAGAGCUGUGCUGCUGCUGCUGCUGCUGCUGCUGCUGCUGCUGUGGCCUUCCUCAGGCCUGCUUGUGGUCACAGCAGAGAGCGGAGGAGUCCAACACGAAGACACGGCCUCCAGCCAACAGACCUGCCAGCCGGACAUCCACACCGUGCUCAGAGACAUGGCCGCCCUACUGGCAGAGCAGAGGGUGGAGCUCAGGCACACCAAGACUCAGCUGGAGGCCGUGGAGAAGAGGGCAGAGGCCGUGGAGGCCAGGCUGAGAGCCAGCGAGGAGACGCUGGAGGAGCAGAGAGGCGCUAUGGGCCAGCUGAAGGAGGCGCAGGGGGAGCAGGCCACAACUCUGAGGGCCGUGGGAGACAGCGUGACCCUCACGGGGAGUCAGGUGGCCGAGUUGAGGAGCAGCAGGGAGCAGGAGAGGGUGGUUUUCUCUGCUGCAAUCGGGGAUGAUGCGCAUAUAGGACCAUUUACAGUUGAGACCACACUUGUUUUUGGGCAUGUGUUUACCAACAUUGGAAGUGCCUACAACCCGAACACAGGUGUGUUCACAGCUCCAUUGCGAGGCGCCUACCACUUUGUCUUCUUUCUGUUUGGAAGUGGCCAUGCAUCUUACCCAACAGCAGCCUGGUUGUACAAAAACAACAAGCGCAUUGUCAUGGCGUACAGUAAGCAGGGAGACCAGCUUGUCAAGCCUUCUAAUGGAGCUUCCCUGGUGUUGGAGGCUGGAGAUGCAGUUUUCUUAAAGCUUUAUCCCAACGCAUGGGUGAGAGACAAUGAGAAUUACCACACCACCUUCUCUGGACACCUGCUCUUUAAGAUGUAACAGAAAUUAGUGGUGUCAACAAUAAUCGAUUCAGCGAUGCAAUGCAAUGUGGGGCCUGGACGAUUCAAUUCAAUGCGGCAAGUUCCAGAAUCGAUGCAGCAAUUUUUUUAAGUUUCAAUUAUUUCCGUGGAUAUUUUCAGGAGCAAAUGAAUGUUAAAUUAAAUAAAAGCAAUUCAAAACAUUGAAAACUGCAAGACUGAUACAGAAAACAGCCAAUAAAAUGUUCCUCAGUACCUGACUACUUGUAUUGCCUCAUCAUGACUGAUGAAACAUUUGCUUUGCUUUCAGUAGAAAUGUAAUGCAUUGCAAUGCAUCGUAGAAUUGAAUCGAAUCGCUUGGUUAAGUUUUAUCCGUAGCUUUUACUUGUUACUAGUGUUGCACCUAUGCCAUUUUUUAGCCCCGAUACCGAUACUCGAUACCUGGCUGUGCAGUAUCGGCCGAUACCGAUACCAUACCGAUACCAAUACCACACUAUUUGAAAUGUAUAUAUAUGAAGGGCUGUAGUGCAUACUACUUGGAUGUAAAAUCAUUGCAUGGCUUUGUCAGGCUGCUGCCUACCUUUGUGAAACAGGAAAAAGGCUAAUACAAAGUGAAUCCAGUAAAACUUUUUAUACUUUUUAAAUACCUGUAUACCUCUAUGAAAUAACUAAUUUGACUCUGAAAUUGUUUUUUGUUCUGCUGAUAUGGUAAAGUUUUAUCCGUAGCUUUUACUUGUUA
Engraulis encrasicolus (European anchovy) is the source of this 1551-nucleotide messenger RNA. RefSeq lists its product as uncharacterized. Gene Ontology annotation, molecular function: protein binding. The transcript has 2 exons. NCBI's taxonomy places the organism in Eukaryota, Metazoa, Chordata, Actinopteri, Clupeiformes, Engraulidae. The record is from RefSeq and is a predicted model, not a curated record. Bases 1 to 834 code for a protein of 277 amino acids.